Messenger RNA from Rhododendron vialii, 764 nucleotides. RefSeq lists its product as uncharacterized. Bases 123 to 590 code for a protein of 155 amino acids. NCBI's taxonomy places the organism in Eukaryota, Viridiplantae, Streptophyta, Magnoliopsida, Ericales, Ericaceae. The transcript is spliced from 4 exons. The record is from RefSeq and is a predicted model, not a curated record.
GAGAGAGAGAGGAGUAGGAGGAGGACCCAGUACACGUGCUACCCCAUCACCACCGGCGACCACCACCACCGGCUCCAACUUGGCAACCACCUCCACCCUACAAAAAGUUUUCAAAAAUUGCGAUGCACCACCUUCCAAGCUCCACCGCCAAGGCUGGCAAAGAAGUUGCAAUGAGCAUGGAGGAGUCAGCCACAAAACCUUCUCGUCCUCAACUAGUGAAGUUAGACAAGGCACUCAAAUUGGCUGAAAACUGGGUUAAUAAUAUGUCUAAAUCUACGGAAGAAGAAUCGGGUGAAGUUGAAUUGGAGGGUCGACCUCUUAGGCUUGGAUUAGGUGCUACGGUUCCACGGCAGUCCAGGGUUGGACCGUUAAAUGACCCUGUUGAUCGGAGAUUGCAUGCUAAAUUAGAAGCUGGAAAGAGGAAAGCUUCCCAGAGAAUGGAGGAGGAAUCCAGCCCAUCUGUAAGAGGUGGGUACAAUGUUAAAGAUGAUGAAGACAACGACGAUGAUUUGGAUAGCCGAACAAAUUUAUUCGCUAAGAAGAGAAUGAUGCCCUUGACCUCAUCUUUACGAGCAAAGAAGCAAAAGUGAUUUGUUCUGGCCGAUACUUCGUUACAUGGCCCUCCGAGUGUUUGCGAUGGUAGGAUUUUGCGCCCUCCGAGUGUUUGCGAUGGUAGGAUUUUGCGCUGUGGCUAGCUUUUUGUUAUGAUAUCACAAUAAAUGCUGUCAAUUUGUUUAAUUAUAGCAAAUGCAAUGUUGCUUCAA